Molecule: messenger RNA, 912 nt
Organism: Phoenix dactylifera (date palm)
Lineage: Eukaryota; Viridiplantae; Streptophyta; Magnoliopsida; Arecales; Arecaceae
Source: RefSeq, a predicted model, not a curated record
AUGAGUACAAUCGAAACCCUCGACGAGACCGUCGCCGCCCUGGCCACCGCCGUCCUCCUCCUCUCCGCUGCCUCCGCCGCCGCCGUCCUCCACCUCCGCUUCCGCUCCUUCCGCUCCCGCCGGCGCAACCGCCUCCUGGGCCUCAACUCUCUCUGGCCCGUCCGCCUCCUCCUCGUCCUCUUCGCCUCCCUCUGGGCUCUCGCCGAGCUAUUCCGCCUCCCCCUCCUCCGCCACCUCCUCCGCCUCCCCCUACCCCUCCGCCACGAUCCCACCCCGCUCUGCGUCGCCCACGUCUUCGCCGCCCACGCCCUCGCCGAGCCCUGCUUCUUCGCCACCGUCCUCUUCCUCCUCCGCGCCUCCAACCAGGCGAAGUCCUCCACCCCCGCUGCCUUCGCUGCCGCCCUUGCCACCGCCAUUCCUUUCCUCACUCUCCACGCCCUCUUCCUCUACCUCCCCGUCGACCUCCUCGGCCCGCCCAGCUUCGCCUACCGCGUCCGCCCUUCCGCCGAGCCCCGCUGCACCUACCCGCUCUUCGGGGCCGUCCUCCUCGCAGCCCUCGGCGCCGUCUACGUGCCCCUCUUCGUGUCCGCCUGCUGGGGGGCCGUCUCGGUGGUGAUCAACAAGCGCCUUCGCGUCCGGCUCUACGCGCUCGCCGCCGCCGUGGUGGCGGCGCUCUGCGUGCAGGUGGCGACGUUGGCGCUCUCGGCGCUCUGGGACCCGGGGAAGGUGACCUCCGAGGGGCUGAAGCUGGCGGCCUUCGUGGCCGUGAGCUGCUGCGCCGCGGCCGGGGAGGUGAUCCUCGUCAUCCAGCCCGUCCUGGAGGCGCUCGCCAUCGUCGACCCGGACCCGGCUGGGACGGAGGGCGAAGAUGACGUGACGGGCAUCGAUGCCGCUGGUUUCGGGGAAGGAUGA